Vollenhovia emeryi is the source of this 2880-nucleotide messenger RNA. RefSeq names its product ras-related protein Rab-30 (gene Rab30). Gene Ontology annotation, cellular component: trans-Golgi network. NCBI's taxonomy places the organism in Eukaryota, Metazoa, Arthropoda, Insecta, Hymenoptera, Formicidae. Gene Ontology annotation, molecular function: GTPase activity; GTP binding. The record is from RefSeq and is a predicted model, not a curated record. The coding region runs from base 221 to 838 and encodes 205 amino acids. The transcript has 5 exons.
AGGAAGCGAGCGCGCGCGCGCGCGCGGCCGUCCGUCCACCGUGUGCGUGCGUGCGAGCGAGCGAUAUUCCGCCCGCCGUCGAGGUGAACGUCGUCGCGGCAAGUCAGCUGGGCGGCCCAGCGUCGCGCGGAUGCGCCCCUGUUGAGACUCGCGAGCGCCGACGACCCGCCGCGACGGACCACCGCCUCCCGGUGCCGGACAGCGGCCCAGCGCCGCGGACAUGGAGGACUACAAGUUUCUCUUCAAGGUCGUGCUCGUGGGCAACGCCGGCGUGGGCAAGACCUGCCUGGUGCGGCGGUUCACACAGGGCCUGUUUCCACCUGGACAAGGUGCGACGAUCGGAGUUGACUUUAUGAUUAAAACUGUCGAGGUGGAAAACGAAAAAGUCAAGUUGCAAAUCUGGGAUACUGCAGGUCAGGAAAGAUUUCGCUCCAUCACUCAAAGCUAUUAUAGAUCAGCGCACGCAUUGAUAUUAGUCUAUGAUAUUUCUUGUCAACCCACGUUCGAUUGUUUGCCAGAUUGGUUGAGGGAAAUCGAGGAGUAUGCGAGUAACAAAGUUCUUAGGAUAUUAGUAGGGAAUAAAAUUGAUCGGGAGGACAGAGAGAUACCGACGCACGUGGGGGAGGACUUUGCGCAGAGGCAUGGCAUGUACUUCUUAGAAACGUCCGCCAAAGAGGCGGAGAACGUAGAGAGAUUAUUUAUGGAGAUAGCAGCUGAACUUAUGGAGCAAGCACGCAGUAAGGAAUUACCUCGGUAUGAAACGAAUACAACUUCAAUAAACGGUAAAACGACGUCAAUCGGUGAUAGUAGCAAUUGCGGUUGUAGCAGACUCUCUUAAGUAAUUUUUGUAUGUUGUACCUUUUUUUAUAGACACGGUGAUUGAAAAUUGAGCGUAUCAAUAUUUGAUAAUUUAGGGAAACGUAUAAUACAUGUAUAUCUUUGAUACACAGUGUUAUUGUUUAGUGUUAUGAUAUUAUAUGCUACGUUGCUUUAUACUGUGUUGUAAGACUUAAAACAUAUUUAAAACGUGAAUUUAAAUAUGUCAAGCGCUCUAGCUUAUAGGACAUAAAAUUUUUAUAUAGAUAUAUAGCGCAAUUUUAUGCUCUAUUAUUCGCAUUUUAAUUUAAUUGACGUAACAUUGCUUCAUCUUAAAUUGUUUAAGCAUUUAUUUCCAUUUGUACAAUGGAAGUUUUAUUUAAUAUAAUUGUAGUAUUUUUUUUCUCUGUUACUUCGAAAGUACAAAUAGUUAUUAUCACAAAUGGAUUUUGGCGACUCGUCCAAAGUCUUAUUAGUAAUAACAAGAUUUUUACAACACGCCUACGAUGUAUAAAGUUAUUUCUAACGUGCAAUAUUUACAUGUGUUUAUCACGCUAUUUUGAAGACGGCAGCUCACAGUAUUCUCAUAACAGCAUGUUAAAAUUAAAGCAUCAAUGACAUUGUAACUCUGUAUACAAUAAUCAACGAGAAUAAUUUUUUACGUUAACGGAUUAUUUAUUAUGUAAUAAUCUAGAAAAGUGAUAACAAGAUAUCUAUGACAUUAUUAUAAAGUAUCUAGUAGCAUUUAUACGAUCAGAUCUGUUAUAUUUACUUCAUAUUUAUAAUUUAUAAAUUUUAAACGAUGAUGGUUGAGUAUUAAUUAUUCUGUAUACAUCUUGUAUAAUGUUAAAAUGUCUUUCUAGUCUUUUUCACACUUUUUUAAUACUUUAUAUACACCAAUAUACAUAACGUUACAAAUAAUAUGUAUUUUGUUAUAAAUUUCUUGUUGGCUGAAACUUUCUGAUUUUUUUGAAAAUAAUCCGUAGCUUAUUAGUAUUGGUUGUCGUUAUAGAUUGUUUCUCUUAUAGUAUGUGAGUUAUAUGAUUUCACUGAAUCAAACGUUCGCCUUUCUCACAGCAAAAGAACGAUUAAUUUAGAGCUCGGAAUUGUUGCAUAUCUAAUUUGUUUAUUCAUCUAUUAAUACUCAAUUAAAUUUGCAUAAAUUCUGCAAUUCUUAGACAAAUGCAUUACAAUGUAUAUGUUAAGCGUUAAUAUAAAAGUUGAUAUAUUUUACUUUAUCGAUACCUGCAGUUAAGAUCUUUUAGCACAGAUAAGUUUAUUGCAAACUAUUCAGUUUGAAAUUACUCCAAAGGUUUUAUGUUACGAAAACGUUUUGUUAUAAUUAUAUAAUGUAAGUUAUUAACAGUGCAUAAUAUAAAUCGCAACUUAUAAUAAAAACUAUAUUGGUCAAAAACAUAUAUAUCAAUUUUUUUUGUAUAAAAUUAACAUUGCAUUAGUGUAAUCAUAGAAAAUCAUAGGUAGAUUAGAAUGUAACAAUGCACGCGCUAUGCACGUGUCAUUUGUCCCCGGUUUAUAAUAGAUUUUGUCAAGAUUUAAACAUAAUAUAAUUAAUACAAAUUCAUAUCGUAUCACAAUAUGAAAAAUCAAUCAAAAUUUAUCACUUAAGUUACACACAAGAUUUAUAUUAAAUAUAUUUUCAUUAAAGACUUUUGCACAAAUUUUUCAAUACUUACGAGUUUCCGUAUUUUUGUACAAUGUUAUCUUAAUAGAAAUAUGUGCACCAAAUAUAAUCGUACUGCUACUUGUUCCAAAUUACGUAUAUCAAACAUAUAUAUAUUUUUUUUAAUGCAACAGCACGUGUCAAUAAUGUAUUUGUUACAGUACAAAUUCUAAGUGCUCUUUUAAAUUGUUUUUUUAAGGAGAUUAAAUUAUUUUAAAUAGUUUAGUUUAGAAGUUUCAUUAUAGUGCAUUUUUCCGUCAAAUAAUGAUCUUCAGUAGCAUUUAUAUACUUGAUAAGAGUACAAUUGUUACAAUUUUCUUACAAAUUACAAGUAUUAGACAUAAAGUGUUUUUUUCUUAUUAAUAAAACAACACAUAAAAUGA